UAUGACGAUUAUUUCGUCUCUCAAGCUAGACUUGAAAGUUUUCAAACCAAUUAAAAUUAGUAUCUGCCAAAUUAUCAGAACUCUACCUUUGAAUUCAGUGGGUUAAGUCUUAAAUGUAGACCAAACCUUUUGUAAUUAUUGGCUACAAACUCUUAGAAUGUCAUUAACUUUUUGUCAAAAAGUUGGGAUCUUUUUUGGGGAAGUAUUAAAUUGUAUGUUUACAAAAAUUCAAAAGUUAAAUUUUACUUUUUCAAUUUCUUGUGGUUUAAGUUUGUUUUUUUUUUUCUUUUUCUUUUAAAUGCAUAGUAAAAAAAAACCUAAAAUAUUGAUAUAGCCAUAUAGGUAACAUGGAGAAACCCUUAAUAGGUACGUAAAAUAGUGCGAUAAGGAUAUAAAUUUGAAAUAGCUAAAAAUAGUUGUGAUCCAGCGUCAGAAAUAGUAAGAGACAAAAAAUGUUGAAACCAAAAGUGUGUUAAAUGAGUUGUAACAGGACGAAGAUAGCGAUGAGACAGAGAGCUUAGAGAAAGUGAGAGGACAAGAAGAAGAAGAUAAAGAAGAGGAAGACAAGGAACAAUGUAGCCCUGUCUCUGUACUUGACCCGCUUGAGGAGGAGGAGGAGGAGGACGACGAGGACCACCAACACGAGCCUGACCAUCUCAAUCUCCUCCCGUGCAACUUUGAAGUUGUACAACGGGCUAAAAGGCGGCUACUUAAGAAGCUUCGUAGAUUCGAGAAGUUAGCGGGGCUGGAUCCGGUAGAGCUCGAAGGGAAGAUGUCGGAAGAAGAAGAGGACGAAGAAGAAGAAGAAGAGGAAGAGUAUGAGGAGAGCGAGGAAGACGAUAACGUAAGGAUUUACGAUUCAGAUGAAGAAUAUGAGGACGUAGAUGAAGCGAUGGCACGAGAGAGCCGAUGCGCAGAAGAGGAGAGGAGUAAGAAGAAGAAUGAUGAGAGGCAGAAGAAAUGGAGGAUGAUGAACUCAUGGAAGGUAGGGUUGGGAGCAGAGGAGGAUGUGGACGUGGUGGUGCGGAAAGAUAUGAGAGAGGAGACCAGAGAAUGGACAAAACACGGUGGAGAAGUGGAAGAGGCCGUGUCCGAUCUCGAGCUCUCUAUUUUCUUCUUUUUGAUUGAUGAAUUUUCCCACGAACUUGUCUCUUCUUCUCCAUGAACAAAUAAUGAAUUUGGUUAGAGCAACAAAAUUAGUAGAUUUUUAGAAUAUAUAUUUCUGACUUGAUAAACCAAUUUAACCUC
This is a messenger RNA of Camelina sativa (false flax), 1248 nucleotides long. The record is from RefSeq and is a predicted model, not a curated record. Lineage: Eukaryota; Viridiplantae; Streptophyta; Magnoliopsida; Brassicales; Brassicaceae.